GUCUCCAAGGGAUGUUUCCGCUGAUCUCACUGUAGCACCAUCCCACUUCUGAGACUAAUGUAGCAAAUUCUGGAGUAUUCAAACCUGCAGCCUUAUGUCUGAAACCGCUUGAUGAGGUUGCUGUUGUACUAAGGACGCUGCCGCAAUGAUGAUAAGGAGUAAACCAGAUGAGGACGAAUACUGGAACAGUUCGAAGUUCAAAGCUUUCACAUUUGAUGAUGAAGAUGAUGACUUUACCAGGCUAAAGGAAUCCAAGCGGGCUGUGAACAGUAUCCGCAGCCUGGUAGAGGAAGAGGAUGAAGAAGAUGAUGUGGAGAAGGUCAGCUGGAGUGGAGAGCCUGUUGGAAGUAUCUCGUGGUCGGUCAAGGAGACAGAAUCCAGCAUUCGUUCCACAGGAGAGGUGCGGGACCAGAGCUUCCCCAAAAUCCACACUGCCCCUUCGUUGCCCAAGAAUAGUUCUGGCUACUCCUUAAGCUCCUUAUUCAAAGGAAAGGCCAAAACUGGGAACUUCCAGUCCUUCUCUGAGUCUUUCGGUGAUCCAUCCAUCCGAAAUUACGCCCCGGAACUUCGGAAACCAAAAUCUGAAUACAAGGACUAUGUCAGUGACUGGACCCCUGAGGAGACUGUGAAGAGGAUGCAGCAGGGAAAGGUCUACUCUUUGGAGAAGUUCCACUCCUUACAGGACAAACUGCUGCUAUUGGAUGAGGCUGUGAAUGCACAUGAUGGAAACGUCAUCACCGCGGUUUUAAUAUAUUUAAAGAAGUCAUUAAGUAAAGAGAUUCUCUUCCGGGAGUUGAUAACAAGAGAAAUAGCUCUUAGGCAUUAUAUCCACUACCUGAAGGAAAUAGGAGAACAAAAGCUUUUGGUGGAGCUUUUCAAGUCCCUGGACAGAACAGAAGACAUGGCGCUCAUGCAGUACAGAGAUCACCUCAAUAUCAGAGACGAGAACAAGAGGAGGGACUUUCUGAAGAACUGCCUCAGUCUCCCCUUCUCACCAGACGACGCCACUCACGUUCAAGACCACUACACACUCCUGGAAAGGCAGAUUAUCAUCGAGGCGAACGACAAACAGGUGGAGAGUAGCGGCCAGGCGGACAUCUUUAAGAAAUACCCGCGGAAAGCCUCCAUCCUCAACAUGCCUAUCAUCACUACACUCUACUACUCCUGCUUCUACCAUUAUGGGGAGUCUGAUGGCACGUUCAGCAGUCCAGCCAACAUACGGAAGACCUUCAGGAUUUCAGAUAAACAGUUUCUCCUCACAUGUCUGGGUGCGAGGGCGAAGCUGAAAGCCUGGUUCGAUGUGGAUGCUCUGUUCACCACCAAGAACUGGCUGGGCUACACCAAGAAGAGGUCUCCCAUUGGCUUCCAUAGAAUAGUGGACAUCCUUCAGAAAAACAACGCACCAGUACAGGUGUUGCAGGAUUACGUAAACCUGGUUGAAGACGCGGAGCAGAAGAUCAGUUUGGCGCAGAAGUAUAAGUGUCACGACGUCAUCAUCAAUACGUACAGGGACCUGAAGGACCGGCAGCAGUUGAUUGUGUACCGGGGGAAGGUGGAGAGAGGCUCAUCCGAGUACAGGAAGAUCGAGGAAAUCCUCAGCAACUCGCAAAUCCGAUGGAAAAACUGACAUCCACUGCUAGAAGACUAUGACAACACUGCUUCAAAUGGACAUUUAAAACGAUUUGUUUCAGAUGAGAGAUGAUGUGUGGGACAAACUAUUUUAAAGUAAUGGCUCCUGGAGUGAAGAUGCAGUUGACGGUUUGACUGCAAGACGAAGUUCACCUUCCAUACUUUGUUAGCUCUGGUCCAUGGCAUUAGUUUGCAUUCCUCCACUAACCGUUAGUAGAGGAACAGACACUAACGCCCUGGACCAGAGCUAACUUUAAGUUAGCAGAGAGAGCAGCAGAGAGAGCAGGUGGCCAUACGAAUGAAUGAGCCAAAACCUUCCAUUUUCAUGACUUUUUUUUUGGUUUGCAGUCUUGUGUAAUGCUUGCUCGACGUGCGUAUCCAUCUUUUUGCCAACCCUGUUAGCUGUGCUCUUUACACAAGCCGAAGCAGAAGGUGCAACAGCGGUAGUAAAAGUCUGAACAACAGUAUAUAGACAUGUAUUCCUCUGACCCCUGAUCUAAUUUGUGUUUUUAUAAACAUGAAAAUAAAACUUUAAUAAGAACGGCUGAAACACGUUCUUGACUUGCAA
Messenger RNA from Salmo salar (Atlantic salmon), 2197 nucleotides. It is a transcript of the gene vipas39, whose product is annotated as VPS33B interacting protein, apical-basolateral polarity regulator, spe-39 homolog. Gene Ontology annotation, biological process: intracellular protein transport; vacuolar transport. The record is from RefSeq and is a predicted model, not a curated record. Lineage: Eukaryota; Metazoa; Chordata; Actinopteri; Salmoniformes; Salmonidae. Gene Ontology annotation, cellular component: cytoplasm.